AUCAUGGUUGAGUACGGUUGUAAUGUCGCUAACAAAUUCGGCUUUAUGUCCGACGAUGACGAGUUUGACGACCCACAAGAGCUGAUCAGUCGUGUCACCCAGUUAGAGGCAGAGAAAGCAGCUGUGGCUCCGAAGGAACCUGUAAAGGCUGCUGUAGGAAAGGAAAACAGUAAGCCAGCCAGUGGAGAACGUGGUCGCGGUGGCAGAGGUCGUGGUCGUGGGACGGGCGGUCCCCGCCCUCCACGUUCAGAAGGAGAAUUUGCUGACCGUUUUGGAGAAACCCGUGGAGGACGAGGAGGUGGUCCACGAGGGGGAGGGCGUGGUCGUGGUGCUCCUUUGUAUGAUGAGCUUGCUGGGGAAACUGAACCUAUUGCCGUACCGGAAGAGCCCGAGGUUCCUCGAGAGAAGACUGCUGAAGAGCUCGCACAGGAAGCUCUUGAGGCUGAAUAUGCGAAGCAAAAGACCUUGAAAGAGUACAUCGACUCUCAGAAGAAGGAAGCUCCCAAAUUCAACGUCCGCAAGGCUGGUGAAGGUGAAGAGGAGAACUUCGGUAAGCUAGUCAAGCUGCAAAAGGAAGUGCUUGUCGACAAAGAGGAGGAAGAAGUUUCAAUAAUUCGCCGCGAACCACGUGAGAAGGCACUGCAUAUCGACAUACAGUUCGCUGAGCCCAACCGUGGCUUCCGUGGUGAUCGCCCACCAAGAGGUCGUGGUGCACGCGGUGGUGGGCGAGGGGGUCGCGGAGGAAACCGUGCUCAGGCUCCUCCACAGUUUGAUUCCUCGCUUGAUGCCUUUCCCGCUCUUGGUUCCAAGUAA
Messenger RNA from Haemonchus placei, 813 nucleotides. Lineage: Eukaryota; Metazoa; Nematoda; Chromadorea; Rhabditida; Trichostrongylidae. The record is from the annotation of a GenBank genome assembly.